This is a messenger RNA of Camelus dromedarius (Arabian camel), 7319 nucleotides long. RefSeq names its product CD28 molecule (gene CD28). The coding region runs from base 75 to 830 and encodes 251 amino acids. Gene Ontology annotation, biological process: T cell receptor signaling pathway; T cell activation; T cell costimulation. NCBI's taxonomy places the organism in Eukaryota, Metazoa, Chordata, Mammalia, Artiodactyla, Camelidae. Gene Ontology annotation, cellular component: membrane; external side of plasma membrane. The record is from RefSeq and is a predicted model, not a curated record. The transcript is spliced from 4 exons.
GCUUUGUGGUUUGAGUCCCUUGAUCAUGUGCCCCGAGGGAAGUCAGGCGGUGGUGGCGGUGGUGGUGGCCUUGGAUGACGAGACGCUCAGGGGUGUCUUCAGCUCACCUUACACUUGGGCUUCUCAGGGAGGAGGGGCUGGAGCCCUGGCCCACCGUGAGCACCAUGAUCCUCAGGCUACUCCUGGCUCUCAACUUCUUCCCCUCAAUUCAAGUCACAGAAAACAAGAUUUUGGUGAAGCAAUCGCCCAUGCUUGUGGUGAACAACAACGAGGUCAACCUUAGCUGCAAGUACACCUACAACCUCUUCUCAAAGGAGUUCCGGGCAUCUCUUUAUAAGGGAGCCGAUAGUGCUGUGGAAGUCUGUGUUGUGAGUGGAAAUUACUCCUAUCAGCUUCAGUUUCACUCAAGUACGGGAUUCAACUGCAAUGGGAAACUGGGCAACGAAACAGUGACAUUCUACCUCCGAGAUUUGUACGUUAACCAAACAGAUAUUUACUUCUGCAAGAUCGAGGUCAUGUAUCCUCCGCCUUACAUAGACAAUGAGAAGAGUAACGGGACCAUUAUCCACGUGAAAGAGAAACAUCUUUGUCCAGCUCCCUGGUCUCCUGAGUCUUCUAAGCCAUUUUGGGCACUGGUGGUGGUAGCCAGCAUCCUAGCUUUCUACAGCUUGCUGGCAUCAGUGGCUCUUUGUAACUGCUGGUUGAAGAGUAAGAGAAACAGGAUGCUUCAGAGUGACUACAUGAACAUGACCCCCCGCAGGCCAGGGCCCACCCGGAGGCACUACCAGCCCUACGCGCCAGCGCGAGACUUUGCAGCCUACCGCUCCUGACACGGACGCCUAUCCAGAUGCAAGUCGGCUGGCACCUCGUCACCUGCUCAACACCACUGCUCUGGAUAGGAAAGGACUGCCUCGUCUUCAGCCAGCCACCUCAGGCCUCUGCUGGGCCACCAGUGCCAACUCUUCUUGAACAGCUAGACUGAAUAACAUCAUUUUGAGACUCUGAAAUGAAGUCAAAGAAUAUUAGUGUGACAGGCUAUAUUUUGUAGUGCUAUGGCCCAAAUUCAAACUUAUUAUUUAUUGACUUGAUUGAGAGGUUAGGAUGGAGACCAAAAAUCGAGUGGAUUCUGUUAGCCUUGAAGCCUGCUUCCAAUUCCACUCCUUUCUAAUUCACCUGCACAUUGUGGCCAAGUGAAGUGUGAUAUCAAAAGACUUUUUAGAUGGAGAAGAAAGGCUAGAAAAUCAUUCCCUUUGGUUAAAUGGGAGUUUAGGGUGGGGAUAAGUUAGAGUGGGGGGAGAGGGUAGUGAGACACAAACAUUUUAAAAACCAUUAAAACACUCUCUCACUCAUGAAAUGAGCCACUUAGUUCCUAUUUAGUUUGGAAAGAUGUGGGCAUGUUUUUUGAUGACGAAUUCUGAUCCUAUUUGGUCAUUUUGACCAAUGGAAUUCCUUCAAAGCUAGGGAGGUCAACUUGCUUUCCUUACUCCCCGUGUUGGGAAUUCAAUGUAGUCUUCACGAUAUGAUUUCAAAAGAAUAAAGUAGUCCUCCUGCACAAAGGAAGAAUGUGUCAGGAAAUCAGGUCACUUGAGGUCAAAAUUAUUUGAAUCCUAUGAAGGGCUAUUUAUUCAGCAGCUCAUUCCUGUUUGAUCAUAGAUGGGCCUUUUCCAUGCCAUGUAUUUCAGGUUUGCACAGUUGGUUUCUUUAUUGUCUGCGUGGAGAUCUCAAGUGGGAUGCUGAGAGCAUGUGUGCAGAAGAAGUGAUGAUAUCAUGAAAGGGGAUUGUUAGCAUUCACUAGCAUAUGGGAGAUGAGUACUUCUGGAGGAGGGGGAAUAGAAUGGAAUGAUGCAAUUCUUGCCAUGUAAUGAGGGGAUGACCAGCAUCUGGUGGAAGUUUUCCAGAAGAUGGCAGGCAGAAGGAGCUGUGGUGAGAGCUCCUUUAUGGGACUUUUUGUGCUUUAGGGCUCAGAGCUCCAAAACUCUGUGGUUUGGUUGUCUGUUGACCCUGGAGGUCCACUGAUACAGAAAAAUAUUUGAUGCUUUUGAGACAGCAUCAGAGUUCUCAAGAUACCCUGCAAGGCCAGACCCUGGAAACACCAUGGAUAUUUUUCUGCUCCAGUUUGGAGUAUGUCUGGGGACCCUGAAGAACAGCUUUGCUGCUGCCCUUGUUAUUUGUUCAGUGCUUUGAUUCAUUCAAAUGUUGGAGGAGUCCAGGUUUCAGAGGCAGAUAGACCUGGUUCAAGUCCCAUUGCUAGUUGGCCUCAGGCAGGUUACUGACUUUCUAAGAUUCAUUCUUCAACUAUAAAAUGAAGAUAAUGAUCACAAAUGUCUGUCCCUCUGCUAUAAUUUCCAUGAGGAUGUGUCCCUAGUUUGUCUUAUUUUUCGGCUUGUCCCUGGCACAAAGUACCAUGCUUGACAUAUAAUGUUAGCUAUUAUUAUUAUUGUCAUAUAGAUAAACUAUGUAUAAUGAUUAAACUGGGCAAUGAACUGAGAAGAGAGAAACUACUGUAACACAAAUUUAAACCCACUACCCAGGAAUGAGGUGCUACGAAAUUUGAGAGCCUCUUAAAUUCCACCAUUUUCCUGUUUCAAAAUAUUUUAGCUUGUAAGGACAUGUACAGCAUUCUGCCUCUCACUUUUCUGUAUAUAAAGAAGACUUUUUAAAUUUUUUUUUGGUAACAGGGGGAGGGGUAGAAAUCUUAUAAUUCCAGACAGAAUAUACUGAACUUUGAUUGGUUUUUAAAUAGGCUUCUAGUCCAUGAAAAGAAGGUUAAACCUAGCAGUACUUGGGUGACAAACUGUUGAAUUUAUACUGGCAGGUGUGCUGUGUUGUCAGUCUCUUGGCACACAGAGUUCAUUCAUCCAAGUUGUCAGAUUGAAUUUGAGAACAACAGAGCUGGAGAAUUUUUAGAAAGGGCAAUGACAAAAAAAUAAAUAAAUUAAAAAAUGGAAAGAUCUGCUCUUUGGUAAUAAAUGGUUUUAUUUUCUGAUGGGAAAAAUAGGUUUGCUGAAGAUGAAUCACACUUUAGUUUUUUCUUACUCACUCUGAACAGAACCAGAGUAGAGAUGUUAGUAGGGAAGUCCAUUUUCACUAUUAGUAUGAACCAAGAAUGGUUUGAAAACAGUGGUUGGAGCAAUGCUUUUACAGUUUCAGAUAUGGUAACCAUGAAGAAGAUAAUGCCAUUUGCUGCUGUUGUUGUAAGAGUCUUAUAAUUAAUUGAUUUUGAGCUCACUUAUUUGGGGCUGAGCAUGCCAAUUUAAAGAGACCAAGUUAAUUUAUCUUCUGUGUAUUCAGUGAUAAAAUUACUGAACUACCAUGUACUGGUUUUAAAAUUUGUGCUUUAAUAUUGUCUCUCAGAGAAGGUAUGCUUCAUUUUUGGUAAUGAAUCUGGAGACAACCUGAUAUUUAAAAAGGAGUGGGACAAAUCUUUUUUAUAAAUCUCCAGUUUAGCUUUUAAAAAAAUCCAGACUUUCAAUUAUUAGUUUCACUUCAAAGCAAAGUACACUUCUUCUUUGUUUGCUCGAUUUUAGUCACGAUUUCUCAUCAGACCAAUGGUUUAUAUCUUUGAGAGAUCAGGCUCGGCUUACGUGUGCAUUCUGUGUGAUGUAAAUUCCCUAUGAGAGAGACUGAACUUCAGCCUCGGCUCCAUCAAUCCCUUAGGUUAACUAACUGAGCCACUAGUCCUUAUGGCUAAUUAAACGGGGAUGUUGGUGGUUAAAUGGCUAUCAGAUUCCUCCUCCCAUUCUUUUGCAGUGCUGGAUAGGAACCACAGCAGGCCUGAGAACUGAUCCUAAAGUGUUCACUUAACUAUAUGUUGAAGUUUGGAGAUGGUGGCAGUGACCAAUGAACCUAGAACCAGGGUCGUCACUGCUAUUGACAUGUUACUACCCAGGCCUUGGUAUCUGCAAAGGCAUCUGAGGCUCUGGAAUUCUCUUUCUUAUAAGUGCAUACUUUCUGAUAUAUUCCUCCUCAAACAUCACAGGCAUGUUCCCACCUUAGGGCCUUUACACAUAUUGUUUCCUCUGUCUGGAAAGUUCUUCUCCAGAUAUCUACCUGGCUUGCUCCCUCAUUUCCUUCAGGUCCCUACUCAAGUGUCACCUUUUACCCUAGUUAAAUCCCCCUCAAGCCCCAUCUACUUUCCUUGCCUUUUUUUUUUUUUUAUAACAUCUCACCAUCUCUUACACUAGAUUUUUAAUUUAUUUGUUCGUUGUCUGUUUCCCCAAACUUGAAUGUAAACUCUAGGAGGGAAAGAACUUUGUCUGCUUUGUCUAUUGCCAUAUUUCCAGUGCCCAGCAUGCAACAAAUAGUUAUAGACUGAAUGAAUAAAUUUCACAUGACUAGGAAUUAAUGGUUAAUCUAAAUGUACUAAUCGCACUCUAAGAAGAAGACAGCCAGUUCUGUUUUCCACUUUUCUAUUAAUAAGCUCAAAAAUCCAUUGUAUUAGUGAGACAGGAGGUAAAACAUAUACAUAGCCAAACCUGGUGAAAAAACCCUGAUAUAUAUGAGUUCAUUUACAUUUUAGAAAUGUUUGUGCAGUGAGGAAAACUAAUACUGUUAGAGUCAUCUUAAAAAGUCACGCUAAAUAAGCCACAGUCAAGAUUAAGUUGAUUUCCCACUGAAGUCCCCAAAUGCCCUCUUAACGGAUUAUUGACCAUGUUUUAUAUAUGCCUAUAGUCUAAGGCUUCUGAAAAUGUUGCCCUCAGUUAAAAUCCUAUCCUACUACUAAACUGCUGCUCUUUUCUUUUCCUUCCUGUUUUUUUCUUUCUUUUUCUUCCCCCUAGCAAAUUCUAUAAAUGCCUUGCCUGGCUGUAAUUCAAAAAGAGCUCAAGGAUGAAAUGCUGGGGGUAGACAAUUUCAGCUUCGUCACCUGUCAAGCUCUUGUCAUAACUGAACAGUCUAAUGGCUUGAAAUAGUUUAAAAAUAAAAGAACAACAAACAGCAUUGUGGCACUUGGUGCAAAUUGAAAAUUCAAAUCAGACAUAUUAAUCAUCACACACACACACACACACACACACACACUGCUAUCAUCCUGUGGGUAGGGAAAGGCCCUUGAACGAGAGACACAAGAGCUCAUCUGAUACUUCAUGUAGCAGCUCAUUUCAAAUUGUGCUUUGAGCGUGGCUUGAAGUCACAGAGGUAUGCAAUGAGUUCAUCUCCAAACAGACUGUUUUCUUUGUUGAAAUGGAGCUCAUUAAGCUGAAUAAAAAUAAUUAAAACCUACUACUCCAAGAAAGAUGGAACUCAGCUAGUCACUCAUGAGUUUGGACAAACCAACUCAACUGGAGAAGGACAAGUUGUAAAAAUCAGGCCUUAAAUAAAUCUGCUCAAUAAGCACACCUUUUCUGGGCUAGUGAAAAUAGUGUAACCUAGUUCUGUGAAAUGGUCCCAGUAACUUGAAAUUCAAGUGCAAAAUGAAAUAAAAGGCAAACUUCAUGACUUCACCUAACAGACCUCCCACCAGGCUCUAACUACGUAACUCUGUGAAUAGUGUAAUUCCCUGCGGCCCUGAAUUCACUGUUUACCCCUCCAGUCUGUUAAAACAGAUUGAUUCCUUUUAAAGCAGAACACUUUUUCCUCUCUCAUCUUGUCUGGAACAGAGAUAAUGGACGAGGGAGGAAAAUCAAAGACAUUUCUGGAUCUGUCAUAAUGGGGGCCCAGGCCACUACUCUAAGCAAAUGGGAUGGUCUGGGAGUCAUACCAGAAACUUGUCUGUUACCUCAUCGGUGUCUCCCUUAACUGAGGCACUGUUUAUCUCUCGACUUUUCAACAGUGGUGCUAAGAAGAAAUUUGGUUCUUUAGGAGUGAACCUGAGUGGGUGGGCCUCCCAACUUUCUCUGGUUUGGCAUCCCCAAGGAACGUGUAUUUCCCUUUGAAGAUUCACAAGUGCUCAGCACUUAGAGACAGACACAGGACAUCGUCCAGAGCAGAAUGGAGUCCACUUUCUCAGUGUGCCUUUUGUUCUUUUCAGGGUGUGGACACUGGGCUCCCUGCUUGAAAAAUGUUAAGGAUGAAACAUGAGUGAUCCAAGACGUUUCAUCUGUUCUGAGCCGACCUCGCUAUUGAGGCCACGCGAAGGCCAGAACGCGCACUUCCCAAGUACAUGUCCUUAUUUUAUGUUCCUGCGCCAUCUCCAUGAAAGGCUUUGGAAUGCUGGGAAUUUGAGGGGACAGAAAGUCACAGAAAGGUGAAUUUCUCUUCGAGUAGGAGUGGAUCGGAGUCCACUUACACUUUCACUGGCAGAGCGGUCUCAAUGACAGACUGAAACACUCCUCUGGCUCCAAAGACCAAGUUGUGAGAGCUGGUGGAAAUGUCAGUUGAGACAGAAGAGCAGCAAACAGCUUUGUUUUCCUAUAGUUGUGGUUUUACUUGGUGAUGAUGACACACGACGAUGAAAAUGUGCAGUAUGAACUCCCGUUGUUAUCUGAGCGAGCAUCUCUGCCAACUCUGAAGGAUAUGUGUGGGUGUCACCUGCAAGCGAAGAGAGAGAGAGAGAGAGAAAGAGAAAGGGGCCCCGGUACGGAAAGAAGAGCCAGUUCAUCAAAGAUCAACAGUGACAAGUGGUGCUGUUUAUUUCACGAGCUUCAGAUUCGAUUUCCUUCCCCUCGCUAAUCUCCAAGUCUGAAUUUAGUCUCUGGACUAAACAGAUGAGUGUCCGGUGACUGAGGAAGCGGGUGGAAGAAGGUGGGCUUGAAUGGGCAUCACGACAGUUACCACAGUUAUCGAGUCAUUUCUUAGUCCCCUGGGCACACCCUUAGCAUUUGACAUGUUAGCUUCCCAACGUGCAUUUUUGCAAACUUUUGAGAACCUGCCAUGUAUUACACAAGGGUAGACAAACCUGAGGUUGUUCUGGGGGUCCCUUUUGCAUUCCCAACCCUAUGCAGCUCUCCUCUCACCUCUUUCCUGUUUCUCCCUCCUCCCUUCCCUUUCACUCACUCACUCACUCACUCACUCACUCACUCACUCUUUAAUGAGCGCCUGCCCAGCUCUAAGAAGUGGGCCAGGAAGGGGGAGUAACUCGCGGCAGCGAGUAGCAAGUAACCCAGCAUUUUAAUCUCCACACUUACCAAGUACAGAGUGUAGAUGUUGUAUAUUCCUUCUUCUUCUUUUUUUUUUUUUUAAUACCCUAAUCCUCAGGGUAACCACUUAGUCUUAAUUUACAGGGUCAGAGAUGGGAGGGUGUAGCUCAAAUGGUAAGAGGGCAUGCUUAGCAUGCAUGAGGUCCUGGGUUCAAUCCCCAUUGCCUCCAUUAAUAAUAAUAACAAACAAAUAAAUAGACUUAAUGACCUCCCUCCUCCAAAAUAAAUUAUGGGUUCAGACCUGAA